ACAGAUAGUAAUGUUUGCGGUCGAACAAAGUACAAUACACCACGAUAAAUUAUUUGAACGCCUAUAAAAGUGUAACUGGCCAGUCAAUACCGACAAUUCAUUAACGAGUGUCAGUUGACUUCCAAUUUCGAAAAAUCGUGUUCGUUUUUCCGGAAAAUGCCGAGUGAUUACGAGUCGGAUCCGGCUGUAAGCAAUUUACGGAAUUACCUGAGGAUCCGUAGCGUACAGCCGAACGUUAAUUACGAUGAAUGCCUUACAUACUUACGAGGCCAGGCCGCAGAACUGGGCCUGCCCGUCCAGGUGUUUGAGCCUAGGCCUCGGAAGCCGAUCCUCGUGAUGACCUGGGAGGGUCUGGAGCCUGCCUUGCCAAGCGUCCUGCUUAACUCGCAUAUGGACGUUGUGCCAGUGUUUGAGAAAAGCUGGACAUUCCCGCCUUUCGAAGCUCAUUUGGAAAAUGGCGUGAUCUACGGCCGAGGGGCUCAGGACAUGAAGUCUGUGGCCAUUCAGUACAUAGAGGCUGUGAGGAGACUGAAGGCGGAGGGCAUUCGCUUGAAGAGGACUCUACAUCUCUCCUUCGUUCCAGAUGAGGAAAUAGGUGGAGGUCCCGGUAUGAGUCAAUUUGUGAAAACGGAAGACUUCAAGAAGUUGAACAUCGGCUUCGCAUUAGACGAGGGCAUUGCCAGCGCGACUGACGAAUACCUCAUCUUUAAUGCUGAGAGGAAUAUUUGGCAUAUGACCGUGGUCUGUCCCGGCAAGUCGGGUCAUGGAUCCCUGCUGUUACCUGAUAACUGUGGCGAAAAGAUAAGAUACAUAAUAGACAAAUUGAUGGACCUUCGUCUAGAAUCAAAGAAGAAAUUAGCUGACAACCCUGAACUGACGAUUGGUGACGUCACCAGCGUAAACCUGACGAAACUCUCGGGUGGUAUCCAAAGCAAUGUGGUCCCGGAGAAGUUGACCGCCACUUUCGACAUCCGCAUCGCUUUGAGUGUGGACCUCAAAGAGUUUGAGAGCACGAUACGGCGUUGGUGUGUGGAAGCAGGGCAGGGAGUGACAAUAGAGUUUGAGCAGAAGGAUCCGUACGUCCCACCGACUAAGCUAGACGAUACUAACCCUUACUGGCUCGCUUUUAAGGGUGCUGCUGAUCAACUGAAAAUAAAAUUAAAGCAAGCCACAUUCACGGGGGGUACUGACAGCCGCUUCCUCCGAGAGUUGGGCAUCCCGGCAAUAGGCUUCUCUCCUAUGUCUUGCACCACGCCCGCUCUCCAUGAACACAACGAGAGCAUUAGCGCAAGAACCUUCCUACACGGCAUAGGACUCUACGAGACUAUUAUACCGGCUGUGGCUAAUGUUUAAGGCGAACUUAUUCGAAUGUUCAUAAAUAUAAUGAUGAGAUAUAUUGAAAAAA
Molecule: messenger RNA, 1405 nt
Organism: Trichoplusia ni (cabbage looper)
Lineage: Eukaryota; Metazoa; Arthropoda; Insecta; Lepidoptera; Noctuidae
Product: aminoacylase-1-like
Exons: 9
Coding region: 157-1353 (398 amino acids)
Biological process (GO): amino acid metabolic process
Cellular component (GO): cytoplasm
Molecular function (GO): aminoacylase activity
Source: RefSeq, a predicted model, not a curated record